AUGUUUUCCGGCUGCCACGCAGGCGGUCUUCACCUUCGGGGAUUUUUGGGGGUAGCCUACCUUCGUUGGAUGGACCCUUCCUUCGCCUUGUUCAUUAAAGGUAUUGGAUUGGUGAUCUUCUCCACCCUGAGGGCCACAAUUCCCGGAAAGGGCGGUAUUGCUUGCCUCUUCAUGAUCUAUACCUCUUCGAGUCGUAAAGUAUGCUAUCCUGUGAUCUUUAGCUCGCUUUGGGGGUGUCCGGUCGUGCCUUCCAUCCAAGGUGCCGUGUCCGACGCCAUCAGCACUUGGAGGUCCUUCAUUAUUCCCUUGACCGGCUUUGUACCCCUGCUCUGCUACGGUGGUGUCAUGUGGGUCAUCAACAGCAAGAAGUACCACGGUCGCUUGACGAUUUGGACUAGCCAGACCAACGUCAAUGUCGAGGAAAGCACUGGGCAAUACACUCCCGAGGUCGGUGCUAGGGACGACAUUGAGAAGUCUGCCUUCUUGGAACACAAUGAGAAGCCUGUUGUCGAGUCCCGAGAGCGGGUGUAG
Cryptococcus wingfieldii CBS 7118 is the source of this 531-nucleotide messenger RNA. RefSeq lists its product as hypothetical. NCBI's taxonomy places the organism in Eukaryota, Fungi, Basidiomycota, Tremellomycetes, Tremellales, Cryptococcaceae. The record is from RefSeq and is a predicted model, not a curated record. The coding region runs from base 1 to 531 and encodes 176 amino acids. The transcript has 4 exons.